Molecule: messenger RNA, 1500 nt
Organism: Mesorhabditis spiculigera
Lineage: Eukaryota; Metazoa; Nematoda; Chromadorea; Rhabditida; Rhabditidae
Source: the annotation of a GenBank genome assembly
AUGAUCGACAGCUUCCGGGAGAACGGGCUGAACGCGUUGCCCAUCUACACGCAGAUCAAAGCCUCGCGAGUCGAGCUGUUGCUCACCUCGAUAUUCCACAAUCUCAACAAGCGGCUCGUCUCCUCGCAGCACAUCGACACCGACAAGUCCAUCUCGUUGCUGCUGGCAUUUUUGCUGGGCGCUUAUGAUAAACAACAAUCCGGCCGCCUCUCCAUCUUCUCGAUAAAAAUUGCCCUGGCUACCGUAUGCGCGGGGAAGCUGGUGGAUAAGCUGCGCUACAUGUUCUCCCAAAUCUCCGACUCAAAUGGCCAUAUGGAGCACGAUCGGUUUGCGGACUUGUUGCAACAGGCCCUGGCCCUCACCACAGCCGUAUUCGAAGCUCCCACUUUCGGCUUCACCGAGGCUGCCGUUGCUCAAUGCUUUCCGAAAGACGCCAAAGUGACGCUCAACCAUUUUCUGGACGUGUUCAUGUCGGACCCGUGCCCGCCUUGUAUUAUGUGGCUACCUCUACUCCACCGUAUGGCCUCGGUUGAGCAUGUCUACCAUCCGGUUGUCUGCGAUGCGUGCCAGGUGCGCUCGUUCACCGGUUUCCGCUACAAGUGCCAACGCUGCGCCAACUACCAGCUGUGUCAGAACUGUUUCUGGCGGGGCCGAACCUCGCACAGCCACUCGAACGAGCACGAGAUGAAGGAGUACUCUUCCUAUAAAUCCCCCACUCGCCAACUCGCGCAUUCCAUUCAAAAAUCGCUGCAAUGCGUGCCGAGCGGUCAGGCGAAACCACAGGCAAAGAUCGUUCCGAUGCAAUACGAUCGUCCGGUGAAGCCGUUGGAGUUGACAAAUAUUGUCCCGGCAACACCGACCACGUUACGGCGUCACCAGAGCGAGCGCGCGCCCUCUUGGCCCUCUUCGCCUGUUCUGCUACCCGGCCAAAUCGCUGUCAACGGCCACCUGGAUGAUGAGCACAAGCUCAUCGCCAGGUAUUCGGCAAAGUUGAGCGGGAGGGCUGAGUACCCCCUCGGCUCGGCCCGAGUCUACGGAGCCGAUCGGCCGACCGAUGAGAGGAGUCUCAUCGCCCAGCUCGAGGAGGAGAAUACGGAAAUGGUGCGCGAGAUGGCCAGGCUGGAGAAUCAGUUUAUUACUGAGGACGGACAGCUGACCGGGCUGAGGGAACGGAAAUCACAGCUGGAGGAGAAGAUGUUCGUGAUGCAGCAGAGGAGGAGGGAUCUCAUGAUGCAGCUGGAGGGAUUGAUGGCACAAUUGAAUGCUCCCGGCUCACGCCCUACCAACCUGAGCACUGUCUCGUUAUCCCAAAUCCCGGAAUCGUUGAGCGGGGUCGGGAAACAGAUAAGCGGCGCGUUCCGGGGCAGUUCAGUGCCGGCUUCAACGCUACAGGGUGACCUGCUCCACGCCGCCGACCUGAUCACCGACAACAUGAGCACAUUGGUGCGAGAACUGGAUAAUGCCCACGACAGCGGCUACACGAAUGGAGCGGAAAUUGCU